AUGGCUGUUUUAAAGGGUUACGAUGCACACCCUGAGAACAAUGCCCACUUCCCAGCUGUGAAGCAAAGAGUUGGCUGCACUGGACAUCGAGUUGUAAUGGAAUGUGCACAUAAAGGACUCUGUGCCUCGGAAGAGGAACAGGAAAGUGCAGUGACCUAUGAUGAUGUGCAUGUCAGCUUCACUCAGGACGAGUGGGCUUUACUGGAUCCUUCCAAGAAGUGUCUCUAUAAAGAUGUGAUGCUGGAGACCUACAGGAACCUCAUCGCUAUAGGCUACAAAGAGAAAGACUACAAUAUUAAAGUACAUUGUCAAAGACCUAGAAGACAUGGAAGGCAUGAAAGAAGUCAUAUGGGAAAGAAAACCUAUGAAUGUGAUCACUGUGGGAAAGCCUUCUCAAACCACGGUCAUCUCCAAAUACAUAGAAGAACUCAUACUGGAGAGAAACCUUAUGAAUGUAAUCAAUGUGGUAAAGCCUUUGCACGUAACAGUUAUGUUCAAAGACAUAAAAGGAUUCACACUGGAGAGAAACCCUAUGAAUGUAAUCAAUGCGGGAAAGCCUUUUUACGAUAUGGUGGUCUCCAAAUACAUAAAAGAACUCAUACUGGAGAGAAACCCUAUGAGUGUAGUCAGUGUGGGAAAGCCUUUGCACGUUACAGUCAUGUUCAAAUACAUAAAAGAAUUCAUACUGGAGAGAAGCCUUAUGAAUGCAGUGAAUGUGGUAAAGCCUUUGUGUGUCGCAGUAAUCUCCAGAUACAUAGAAGAGCCCAUACUGGAGAGAAACCCUAUGAAUGUAUACAAUGUGGUAAAGCCUUUUCACAGCACAGUCAUCUCCAAGUUCAUAAAACAACUCAUACUGGAGUGAAACCUCACGUAUGCAAUCAAUGUGGGAAAGCUUUUGCACGUCUUGCUAAUCUUCAAAGGCAUAAAAUAACUCAUACUGGAGUAAAACACUAUGAAUGUAUUCAAUAUUGGCACAAUCGAAAAGCUGGAGAUGGGAUGGAUUCCUGCGAGAGGCUAUUCUGGAAAGUUGUGGUUACCUUCAUGAAGCCUACAAAAUUUAAGCUAAUCAAAUUCCAAGAUGAACAAGGAAUGUGA
This is a messenger RNA of Chionomys nivalis (European snow vole), 1095 nucleotides long. Its product is annotated as zinc finger protein 120-like. The record is from RefSeq and is a predicted model, not a curated record. Gene Ontology annotation, biological process: regulation of DNA-templated transcription. NCBI's taxonomy places the organism in Eukaryota, Metazoa, Chordata, Mammalia, Rodentia, Cricetidae. The transcript has 6 exons. Bases 1 to 1095 code for a protein of 364 amino acids.